Molecule: messenger RNA, 1065 nt
Organism: Aspergillus luchuensis
Lineage: Eukaryota; Fungi; Ascomycota; Eurotiomycetes; Eurotiales; Aspergillaceae
Gene: THR1
Product: homoserine kinase
Exons: 3
Coding region: 1-1065 (354 amino acids)
Biological process (GO): L-threonine metabolic process
Molecular function (GO): ATP binding; homoserine kinase activity
Source: RefSeq, a predicted model, not a curated record
AUGGCUGCCACUUCCUUUGUUAUCAGGACGCCCUGCUCGUCCGCCAACAUUGGACCUGGGUUUGACGUGAUCGGUCUGGCAUUGUCCAUGCAUUUGGAGCUCCACGUCACAAUUGAUACCUCCAAGUCAUCGCAAGAACCACUUAACUGCCGUAUCACAUAUGACGACCUGAGCAACAGUACCGAGAAGAUCAGUCUGGACCCCGAGGUUAACUUGAUCACCCGUGUAGCACUUUACGUACUUAGAUGCCAUAGCCAACGGGCAUUCCCUGCUGAGACUCAUGUGCACAUCGUAAACCCGAUCCCCUUGAGUCGGGGUCUCGGUUCUUCUGGCACUGCCGUUGUGGCUGGUGUAAUGCUGGGAAAUGAAGUAGGUAAGCUUGGGCUCAGCAAGGAUCGUCUCUUGGAUUAUUGCUUGAUGAUCGAACGACACCCCGACAAUGUCGCUGCCUCGCUCUUCGGAGGCUUCGUUGGCACCUAUCUCAACGAACUCGCCCCCGAAGACGUAGCGCGCAAGGAGAUCCCUCUUAGUGAAGUUCUCCCUUCUCCGGCCGGUGGCAUUGACACCGGCAAGAGGCCUCCUGAGCCACCCAUUGGCAUCGGUCAUUACAGAAAGUUCCAGUGGGCCAAGGAAAUCAAGGCUAUUGCCAUCAUCCCCGACUUUGUCGUGCCCACCGCCAACGCCCGGAAUGUUCUUCCUACCUCGUAUACCAGAGCGGACGUUGUCUUCAACCUCCAGCGUGCUGCCUUGCUCCCAGCAGCUUUGGGCAGCUCUCCGCCGGACCCAGACAUGAUAUAUCUGGCCAUGCAAGAUAAGGUCCACCAACCAUACAGACAGACUCUUAUCCCCGGCUUGACGGAGAUUCUCCAAUCAAUGAACCCACGUACGCAGCCCGGUCUGCUUGGAAUCUGUCUGUCAGGUGCAGGCCCGACCAUCCUUGCCUUGGCAACGGAUAGGUUUGAAGAGAUUGCAGACCGCAUCAUCUCUCGCUUUGCUACCAAUGGCAUCGCCUGCCAGUGGAAGUUGCUUGAGCCUGCCCAAGACGGCACCACUGUCCAAUACUGA